AUGCCUCCUCGCCGAGCGCAUACAAAAUCUCGCCAAGGCUGCGACCAGUGCAAAAGUCGUCGCGUUAAGUGUGAUGAAAAGGGGCCACCAUGCUCCAAUUGUAUCUCGCGGGAACUCUCAUGCACAUAUUUGAGAGCACCGUCUCGGUCUGAUUCACGAGCUAGCCAGACCCCGGCCCCAGCCCCGUUGGCUAUUGUAGAACCAACUCCCCUGCGGCUGGGUAUACCUAGCCUAACAUCUUCCGUUUCUCCAACCAUUUCAGGAGUGCGAGAUCUGGAACUUAUGCAUAAAUUUUCCACCGAAACUUUUAAAAGUCUUUGCUCUUCCCCCUCAGAGCAUGACGUCUGGCAAAUUGCCAUCCCUCGCCUGGCUCUUCGGUAUGAUUUUUUAAUGAAUGGCAUAUUGGCCCUUGGAGCUCUUCAUAUUGCUGCCACAAGUGAGCCACCGGAAUCGCUGAUGUACAUUGAUAUCGCCCUUCAAUAUCACAAUCUCACAUUUGCACCAUAUCGCGCAGCGGUUGAUAGUAUCAACCCAUUGAACUGCGAGGCUGCGCUGGCGCAGUCAAUCAUCACCACCGUUAUAGGCAUUGCUCUACCAAGGGUAAUUGCUGCCCGUGGAGAAAGUUCAAGCAUCACGGAGAAUAUUAUCGUCGUAUUUGAACUCUUGCAAGGUGUGAAAAAGAUCCACCGGAUUGGCGAAUCUUGGAUCAAAUUAGAGCUCUUUUCCCGUCGAAGAAACUUUCGGGAUGCCGGAUCACUUAGUCUAGAUACCGACACGCGCGCUGCCCUUGAGCGACUCGGCUCUUUGAAUGACGAGGUCCUCGCCAGUAUCGACCCCGAGCAGCAUCGGGUCAACAACAAUGCCAUUGUCUACCUGCGGCACUUCUCAACCAGAGUUGCCAAUUCCAUUGACCCUGCUAACGUCCUGGCCUGGCUUGCCAUGAUCGACAAGGAAUUCGUGGACAAUUUGCGAUGCCGACAACCUUUAUCAUUGUUAAUCCUCAUGCACUGGGGUGUGUUGCUCGGGGAGCUUAAUGGUCAGCAUUGGUGGUCUCGAGAUUCAGGCCGGGCAUUGGUCUCUGAAUUAUUGGACGCACUGCAUCCCGGAGACAUGCAAUGGGCUAACGCUGUGGCUUGGCCCCGGAAAAAGAUGGGACUCUGA
This is a messenger RNA of Penicillium vulpinum, 1161 nucleotides long. RefSeq names its product Zn(II)2Cys6 transcription factor domain-containing protein. Lineage: Eukaryota; Fungi; Ascomycota; Eurotiomycetes; Eurotiales; Aspergillaceae. Gene Ontology annotation, biological process: regulation of transcription by RNA polymerase II. Gene Ontology annotation, molecular function: DNA-binding transcription activator activity, RNA polymerase II-specific; zinc ion binding. The coding region runs from base 1 to 1161 and encodes 386 amino acids. The transcript is spliced from 2 exons. The record is from RefSeq and is a predicted model, not a curated record.